Messenger RNA from Colletotrichum truncatum, 1098 nucleotides. RefSeq names its product u3 small nucleolar ribonucleoprotein. The record is from RefSeq and is a predicted model, not a curated record. Gene Ontology annotation, cellular component: small-subunit processome; nucleolus. Lineage: Eukaryota; Fungi; Ascomycota; Sordariomycetes; Glomerellales; Glomerellaceae. Gene Ontology annotation, biological process: maturation of SSU-rRNA from tricistronic rRNA transcript (SSU-rRNA, 5.8S rRNA, LSU-rRNA).
AUGGCUGCUCCAAGCACUCUGCCAGCUCUGCUGGACUCUCUGACACAGUCAUUGACAACUUCACUCGACGCAGCACCAAAGGCUUCGAUUACACCUCCGCAAAACGGCAUCUCGCUGCUUGAUGUCAAGAACGAGUUGCUCUUGUCCUAUCUGCAAAACCUUGUCUUCCUUAUUUUGCUCAAGCUGCGCAACGCAAAAAAGCAAUCCAGUGGAGAUGACAACUCAACAAAAACUACGGACGCGGUCGUCAGAAAGCUGGUCGAACUAAGACUCUACUUGGAGAAGGGUGUUCGUCCUGUUGAGGAGAAGCUGCGCUACCAGAUUGAGAAGAUCCUGCGCGCUGCAGACGAUGCCGAGAGAAGCGCGCAAGCAGCCAAGGCCUCUAAGGGUGUCAACAGCGACGACUCAGACGCCUCAGACUCCGACGAGGAAUCUGAUGGUUCCGACGAAUCUGACGAAGAAGAAGUCAAGGCCACCAACAUGCAGGCCCGACCUGACGCUUUCGUCCGACCCGCUGCUGCCUCUGCUACUGUUGCCGCCGCCCAGAAGGAUGGAGUCUACCGACCGCCGAGAAUUGCCCCUACUGUCAUGCCAUCCGAAAGGCGUGAGAGAUCCGACCGGCGCCCACACAAGUCCGCCGUCAUGGACGAGUUCAUCGAGACCGAAAUGUCCACCGCCCCGUUGGCAGAACCUAGCAUUGGCACAACCAUUGUUUCUGGCGGUCGCAGGAUGAAGACAGCAGCCGAGCGCAAGGACGAGGAUGAGCGUCGGGAGUACGAAGAGACCAACUUCGUCCGUCUCGCCAAGCAGAGCAAGAAGGACAAGGCGAAGGAGGCGGCGAAGACUGGCCGCAGCGGCCGCAUGCAGUUCGGCGGAGAAGAGUGGAGAGAUCUCGGCGAGGGUGUGGAUCGCAUCAACAGACUCACUGCUCGCAAGAGUGGCGGCAGCACUCGCAACCUCCUCGACAAGAGCCGGAAGCGCGGCAGGGAUACCACGGACGGACCACGGGGCAGCGGCCAGGGCGCCGAGAUGGGCGAGCGGUUCCAGAAGCGUGUCAAGGUGUUGGAGGCAGGCAGACGGGACAGAGGCAAGCGAUAG